Molecule: messenger RNA, 3036 nt
Organism: Didymella exigua CBS 183.55
Lineage: Eukaryota; Fungi; Ascomycota; Dothideomycetes; Pleosporales; Didymellaceae
Exons: 3
Coding region: 1-3036 (1011 amino acids)
Molecular function (GO): protein binding
Source: RefSeq, a predicted model, not a curated record
AUGUCAACGAGGAUUCCUGCCUGGCGAAGACUUGGACUUGCGCUGCAGAGUGAGGCCCAACCCGGAGUCGCCGUACCUGAACUCACAACAUCUCAUGGGGGCGAAACUCCGCCUGUAGCACUUCCCGAAGCAGUAAAAGAGACUCAGGCACCCUCAGAGCCUUCCCCUGAGCCUGCCCAAAAUGGCAAAUCGUCAAAGCUUGGCAAACGGAAACACCAACACGAGGCCGCAGAAGAGAGCGAAUCGACAUCAACCAAGAAGAGCAGGACGGUAGCUGAGAAGACCGACGUCCAAGAAGGUGCUCCCACCGAGGCGCCUAUUGGUUCGCAAGACGAUUAUACUAUGCCAGACAGCACCACAGAGGAGCCCUCCUCCAACACAGCUGCCAAGUCAGGAGAUCCGAAUUACCGGCAAGGAAAGAAGAAGAAGCCUAAGCUCACUCCCAGGGACCGCAAAAAGCUGGCUCAGCAGAACGUGCGAGAAGAGACUGGACCUUCACCUGCUGAGUCUGUACCAGUGAGAACAAGAGCGACUUUACUUGCCUCUACUGAGAUCAACCAUUCUCCAGCGCCCUCGUUCUCAACACCAACCAAGCAUCAGCCCAUACUCAGAGACCGCAGCAAAGAUUCUUCAGGAUCACCAUCUACAACCGAUCGGCGAAAGUCUGUCGCCUUUACCCCAGACACAAAACGAGUGGACGGAGAUAGUGGGCAAACGUGGUUCAAAAAGUGGGCGGCAGAGCAGAAGGGCGAAGACCAAGAAGCUAUUGCACAGCCUAGCUUCACUUCAGCACCAGCGACUCUCGACAAGCCAAAGGAGGCAACGAAGCCUGAGAAGAAGGUCAAGAAAAGCAAGGCCAUAGCGAAAGAGAAGGAAGCAGCAGCGUUUGCAGCGAGUGCGGCAGCUAAAGAAGAGCAAGUUGCUACAGAUCCGGUCACACAAUCAGCGGAGGCAACGAAAGACAGUAAGAAGCAACCUGCUGCGGCGAAGGGCAAGAAGAAGGAUCCUUCUGUCUACAUCUCCUACCUCACGCAGUACUACAACGACCGCGGCAAUUGGAAGUUCAACAAAGCGAAACAGAACGACGUAGUAGACAACGCCUUGAACAUCUUCCGUAUCCCAGACGAGCAUUCUGGAGCGUUGCUGGAGUACAUCAAGGGUCUGCAGGGUGCAGGUGUCAUUGAACGACUGAAAGAGAAAACGCUAGCGAUCCUCAAGGAGCUUGACGCAGAAGACGCCAAAGCACCGGCAGGUAUGGACGCAGAUGCUCACAAAGCCGUCAAGGAGGCCGCGCUGCAGGAGCGCGUCACGAAGGAGAAGAAGCGCAGGAAGACUGAGGGUGACGUUGCAAACUUUGCCAACCACCCCAACGGCGAUGCAUACGUUCGUCGCAUGCGCCGUAGCCGUGCCGAAGCUCUGCUGUCAGCUCUUGGUCACACAGCAGCAAUUUUGCCAGCCCCUAAGCCAACUACGAGCAUCAAUCCCAUGAUGCAGAAUCUUGUGCCUCAGGAUCGUGCUCGUAAGAGGAAGCGUAGGACCGACAUCUCGAGCGAUGAGAGUAGCUCGGAUAGCAGCAGCGACGACAGCUCGAGUGACGAGUCUGACUCUAAAUCUGAUGACGAUGCCGACUCAGACUCGGACAGUGACAGCGCAAGUGGAAGUGACUCUAGUUCUGAGAGCGAAGCGUCUGAAGGCAACAACGACAACAUGGCCACCACCCAAACACAUGUCUCCAUCGCCUCUCUCCCAGCAGAGCUGAUCGAACAGAUCGCGUCGUAUCUCGACCUUACCAGUUUCCAAUCCUUCCGCCUUACUUCCCACCGCCACCUUUCUUCCACAGCCCCGAUCUUCAGAUCGCGCUUCUUUACAUCCAUAAUUCUGUCAUGGACCAAACCCUCUCUUCAGCGCUUAGCCGAUAUCUCAACACACCUUGAACUCGGUCUCGCUCUGCAGCAUCUCAUCAUCGACGCCACGCCCCACCACUCCCUUUCGCUAUGGAAAAUGCGCCGCCGGUCCUCAGACGCGGGACACUUCGACCCACUUUUUGAUGACGAAGACGGGCCCAAGCUUAUCACUACACUGGAUGGGGCUUGUGAGUCGUUGCAGCAGCAGGCGGAGACUGAGGCGAGGUGGUUCAACGAAUCCCGCUUCGACGUUGUUUGCCUCAGAAAGGUGUUCGAGAAAGUGAAGAGGCUGGAGAGUGUGGUAUUCGGGUAUGAGGGGAUGGGUAUGAGAUAUAGUAAGUUUGCGCAGAGAUAUUGUGAGAGUAGUCAACAUGAGAUGAGCAGGCCGUUUGUGUCCACCAUGGCUGCUCUCGCCGCAUCUAAUGCUACUGUGAAACGCAUCGAGAUGGCCAAGGGAAAUGGUUUUGGUGCCGUCAGCGUUGGGCGCUUGGAGUCACUCGCCCCGAGCUUGAGAGCUUUCGAUGCGGUCUUUGAGAAGCUCAAGGUUUUGCAGCUGAAACUCCGCGACUGGCGCUCCCCAGACACUGGGUUCGAACUCGAGCGCACCCGCGCGCCGUUUAGCAUCCGCUUCCUCGCAAAAUGCUUCAGCGUGCGCGUUUUGGACCUCAGCUUCUACAGCUGCUUCGAGUCGGAUUUGUUCGGCGAGUUGGUGCGGCUUUGUCGGUUUGCAAAACUGGAGUGCGUCACGCUGGAGUUCCUGAGAGUCGAGCACAGUCGAGAUCUGAUGGACUUUUUGGAGCCGAGUAAGGUGUGCUUGAAGGAGGUGAGGUUGAGGCAUGUGCUCCUUGGUGACGCGGGGAGUGGGUGGAAGGACGUGUUUGAUGGGUUUGCAGACGAGGAGAGGGGACUUCGAGCUCCGCGGGUCUUGCACGCUGAACGAUUGUUCGCGGAGCAGUCUUCUGGCAUCAAAAGCGUGUUAUUUCACGACGGAGAGAGCAUGACGAGUAGGCUGCGCGUUGAGGAAGAGCACUGGAGAGACGAGCUUAGAGAGCGUGGGAGUAGGUAUGUGGAGUCUGAAGCAGGGAGGAUGUGGGAGAGUGGCGCGAUAGCAUAUCCAUUUCGAAGAACCUAG